CGCCGCGCGACCAUCUUCUCGGCCGGUGUCCUCUUCUGCGCCGGCACGCUCAUGCUCGUCCUCACCAACAAGGGCAACCACACGCUCUCGCUGAUCGCCCGUAUCAUCCAGGGCUUUGGCGUCGGCAACUCGUCGUUCUCGCUGCCGAUCUUCGGUGCCGAGAUGGCCCCCAAGGAGCUUCGCGGUAUGCUCUCGGGCUUCAUGCAGAUGUCGAUCGUCACCGGUCUCCUUCUUGCCGGUAUUAUCAACUACGUCGUCCAGAACGACGAACACGGCUGGCGCGUCACCAACGCUGUUGCGAUGGCCUUCCCGGUGAUCGUUAUGGCCGGUAUCUUUUGCGUGCCCGAGUCCCCGCGCUGGACGUACAAGGCCAAGGGCCGUGACCAAGCCGAGGCGGCCCUCAAGCGUCUCCGUCGUACUGAAAACGUCGGCGCUGAGCUCCAGGCCAUUGGUGACGCCAUCGAAGAAGAAGGCGACAACACGUCCACGUGGGCUGACCUCUGGCACCCGUCCAUCCGCCCGCGCGUCAUCAUUGCUUGCUCGCUUCAGCUGCUCCAGCAAGCCACCGGUAUCAACCCGAUCUUCACGUACGGCGGUCAGAUCUUCAAGGACGUCGUCGGUGACGGUAUCGUGUCGCUCCUCAUCUUCCAGAUCGGCCUCCUCCUCGAAGACAUUGAGCUUCUCUUCUCCAACGGGUCGGUCCGCGCCCAGAAGACUGUCGAUAUCGAGACGCCCAAGCGCGACGAAGCGUAAACUGCUCUCGCAAGAAGAGAGCAACAGCCACUGUGUCUGUACAUUUAAACCGUAUCGUAUAUUGAAGAUAAAUGAACAAACAUUUACUCGAUGAUGACAACUUGUAUACUCAAACACUUUGCG
Messenger RNA from Saprolegnia diclina VS20, 876 nucleotides. RefSeq lists its product as hypothetical. NCBI's taxonomy places the organism in Eukaryota, Oomycota, Saprolegniomycetes, Saprolegniales, Saprolegniaceae. Gene Ontology annotation, biological process: transmembrane transport; carbohydrate transport. The record is from RefSeq and is a predicted model, not a curated record. Bases 52 to 753 code for a protein of 233 amino acids. Gene Ontology annotation, molecular function: carbohydrate:proton symporter activity. The transcript is spliced from 2 exons. Gene Ontology annotation, cellular component: membrane.